AUGUCCCGGAGCACAGACCCGCCUCUGUCUUCAACGUCUGAAGAGAAAGAAAUCAAUAUGGACUCGGAACGUGCAUCUAGCGAUAAAAGCGCUGAAAUAGAGCGUGCCAGUUCGGAUGAUAUGACUUUCGCUCCUAUUACCGCGGCGGCAGAUGAGAAACGCAGUGCGCCAUUGCAGAAGCAGAAGUCUAAUGCUUCGAAACCGCUGGAGCGUAGUUGGUCGCUUAAUGAUGGUGUUAGCAUUGGUGGGAAUGAUGUUGAGGCUGAUGAAGCUGCCAAUGAGGACGACUCUUUUACAGUUGGAUGGGAUGCGGGUGAUCCUUUGAAUCCGCGGAAUAUGAGUACUGCACGGAGGUGGAUGGUUACUAUGAUUGUUUCGAUGGGAUCGCUUUGUGUGACUUGUACUUCGUCUAUGUAUACGACGACAUAUGCGCAGUUAAUGGAUGAGUUCGGGUGUUCGCAAGAGGUUGCGACUCUUGGCUUGUCGUUUUUCAUUUGGGGUCUUGGAGUUGGUCCGCUGUUCUUGAGUCCCCUAUCUGAGUUCUAUGGCCGACGAAACAUCUAUAUCGUUUCAUUUUCGCUAUUCCUCAUCUGGCUAAUUCCAUGUGCCGUGGCCAAGAACACUGCAACAAUGCUUGUCUCUCGUUUCUUCAAUGGAUUGUCCGGUAGUGCAUUCUUGAGUGUCGCUGGUGGCACUGUGGGCGAUAUGUUUGAUCGCCAUGAGCUUGCUUUCCCCAUGAUGCUUUAUACAGCGAGUCCAUUCAUUGGACCCGAAGUCGGUCCUCUUGUUGGUGGUUUCAUCAAUGCUUUUACCACAUGGCGUUGGACUUUCUAUGUGCUCCUGAUUUGGACUGGUGUCUUGCUAGUCUCAAUGAUCUUCCUUGUCCCGGAGACUUACCACCCAGUACUUUUGAGGCGCAAGGCCCAAAGGCUCCGCAAGGAAACCGGAGAUGACCGAUGGAAAGCUCCGAUCGAAAAGCUACAACGCAGCGUGGCGCAGACUGUCCUGCGAUCUAUGUAUCGCCCAAUUCUUUUAUUGGCAUUGGAGCCGAUGUGUCUGUGCCUUUGUAUUUUUUCGGCCAUUCUGCUGGGUAUUCUGUACCUCUUCUUUGGAGCAUUCCAGCUAGUCUUUUCCAACGUCUAUGGACUGGACAUCUGGCAACGAGGCUUGUGUUUCCUUGGCCUGUUUGUUGGUAUGGUAUUUGCCAUUCUGUCAGAUCCAAUCUGGCGCCGGAAUUAUAUUCGCCUGGAGCGCAACCAUGAGAAAGCCACAAACAAGACCGAUGACUUCCAGCCGGAGUGGCGGCUCCCCCCAGCCAUUCUGGGUGGACCCUUGGUCACAAUAGGUCUAUUCAUCUUUGCUUGGACAAUUUACCCUGACGUACAUUGGAUUGCACCCAUCAUUGGCAGUGGAGUUUUUGGAGCAGGAACCAUCUUGGUUUACUCGGGGAUCUUUACAUUCCUGGUCGAUGCAUAUCCAACCUUUGCCGCCAGUGCUCUGGCAGCGAACAGCUUCACUCGGUCGUCUUUUGGAGGUAUCUUCCCUCUGUUUGGAAUCCAAAUGUAUAACAAUCUCGGAUAUCACUGGGCGACUUCCUUGCUAGCGUUUUUAACCCUUGUCAUGACUCCAUUCCCGUAUCUCUUUUAUAAAUAUGGCAGCCAGAUCCGAAAGAAGAGCCGGUUCGCAACGUCGCAGGUGUGA
Messenger RNA from Penicillium antarcticum, 1701 nucleotides. Its product is annotated as MFS transporter. Gene Ontology annotation, molecular function: transmembrane transporter activity. Gene Ontology annotation, biological process: transmembrane transport. Lineage: Eukaryota; Fungi; Ascomycota; Eurotiomycetes; Eurotiales; Aspergillaceae. The coding region runs from base 1 to 1701 and encodes 566 amino acids. The transcript has 11 exons. The record is from RefSeq and is a predicted model, not a curated record. Gene Ontology annotation, cellular component: membrane.